This is a messenger RNA of Cryptomeria japonica (Japanese cedar), 2702 nucleotides long. Its product is annotated as pentatricopeptide repeat-containing protein At3g42630. Gene Ontology annotation, molecular function: protein binding. Bases 221 to 1717 code for a protein of 498 amino acids. The record is from RefSeq and is a predicted model, not a curated record. The transcript is spliced from 4 exons. Lineage: Eukaryota; Viridiplantae; Streptophyta; Pinopsida; Cupressales; Cupressaceae.
AAAAUGUGCCCGUGGAGAACAUACGAUCUAUGACUGACUUCCUUACUCGGCGAAUUAUGAGAUCUGUAAAGGAUUUGAAACGUUUUGAGACAAUGUAUGGCCUCGAUGAUCCCUUCUCGUUUUGUCCUGUAACUUACUAGAGAGAUUAUUAACAUUAAACCAAAUUCCAUCUCCGAUCACCAGAUUAUUCAGAUGUUUUAACAAUUACUAGGGAACCAAGAUGAGUAGUGUUGCGGUUGCAGUUCAAAUUGAUAAAAUUUGGGUAUCACAGGGACUGAGCAGGUACAAUCCACACAUUAUCCUCAGGUCAAGUAGAAUGAGAGUCAGUCUCUCAGCCAGAGCAGAAAUUAGCUCUGUCCAAUUGUUAAUUGAUCAAAAUGCUGAUUUGAAAAAAAUGCCCUCAAAGAGAAGGAAGGCGAGGGUGUUGUACCUGCUCAAGCAAGGGAUUUCUCCUUUCAAAAUCCUUAAAGACUCAGAAGGCAGGGACCCGAUACAGUACUGGGCAGUAGCACACUAUCUUAUGGAUCAUAAUCUCAUAAAAGAUGCGUUGAAGGUCUUUAAAUGGUGGAGAAACCAGAUUGGCUACAAGGCAAGGGAACAGCAAUACAUUCCAUUUAUAGACAUGUUGCGUAAAGAAAGAAUGCCUAUUCUAGCACAGAAUCUUUUUAAUGAAAUGAAAUAUGAAGGUAUUCAACCCGGCCUCUCUACCAUGUCAAUUUUAAUGUUAUGCUAUGCAGAAAGUGGGGUUUUCAAUCAGGCUCAGGUAAUAUGGAAUGAGAUUGCAAAAUGUGGCUUCCAACCAGAUACUGCUACAUGUACAGAGAUGAUCCAUGCCUAUGGGAGGAUGGGGCUUCUUGAUGAAGUAGCUAAGAUCUUCAAAGACAUGAAAUCUAUGGGUUGUUUUCUAGAUGCUAGAGUUUAUACAGAAUUGAUGACUUGCUAUGCCAAGGGGACACAGCUUGGGAUGAUGGAAAAUGUCUUGGAAGAAAUGCUGUCAACAGAAUUCCAGGUGGAUUCAUCAACUGCCAAUGUUAUUAUACAGUCUUAUAGUUUUGCUGGUUCAUUAACUAAGAUGGAAGAAACUUACAGGCGCUUGAAAGCAUGUGGAAUCUUUAUAGAGGAACAGACCAUCAGGGCAAUAGCCUCUGCAUAUAUCAAGAAUGAAAAUUUUUAUCAGUUAGGAGAGUUUGUGAGAGAUGUGGGCCUAAGAAGGAGGUCUGCUGGCAAUCUUUUAUGGAACAUGCUUUUGCUGUCAUAUGCUGCUAAUUUUAAAAUGAGAAGUCUUCAAUCAGAAUUUUUAAAUAUGCUUGAGGCUGGUUUUCAGCCUGACCUGACAACCUUCAACAUCCGUGCUCUAGCCUUUUCUAGAAUGCAGAUGUUUUGGGAUCUGCACAUAACUGUCCUUCAUAUGAGACAUAUGAAUACUGCUCCUGAUAUUGUGACAUUUGGUGCAAUUGUUGAUGCCUACUUGGGAGGCAGGAAGGUCAAGAAGCUCUCUUAUGCACUUGGUGAAAUUGAGAUGAAUAACCUUUAUCCCACUGAGUUGACUGACCCAUUAGUUUAUGAAGCAUUUGGCAAAGGAGAUUUUCAUGCCAGUUCCGAAAAUCUGGUGCAACACUGGGAUCAAAAGUACCCAGGAAAAUGCACAUAUUCUAAAUUACUAAGUAUUUACCUGAAAAAGUACUUCAGGAAAGGCCAGCUUAUUUGGAAUUAUUAAGACAUGAGACAGUUGAUGCAUAUUUGACAUGUGUAUAUGGAUUUGGAAGUGCUUCAAUAUCAAUAUGAUCAUGGGGAUGCCCUUUCACUCCUGAUUUUCUGUCUCCAUUAAUCUGGUUUUUAGUGCAUUCCAUUUCCUCUGUGUUCACAGAACGAUUCUAUUUCUAUGCCAUCCCCUUAAUGUCUGCCAUAGAAAAUCUGGAUUGUAUGCUGUCCUCUCAAUCUUUGCCAUAGAAAAUAUCUUUGGGCCAAUGCUAUGGAAGUGUAUUAUUGAAAUUUGAAGGGAUUGCUACAUAAAUUAUUGCACAACUGGAAGCCAUUGCUGGUUUUAUGCUGGAGAUUAGUUACAGUGAGCCAAGUAUUGAUGACUUGUCCUUUUGUUUGUCAUACUGACUCGUGUGUUGGCGUUUAAUCUUACCUCACAUCAUCCUAAUGGCAUAUGAAAUUCAACUCGUUGAGAACAAUGGGGCAAAAGGUGGCAAAAUUAAGCUCUGUACCAAUUGAGUAACAUCUCCUUGAAUUUUGGAUUUGGAUUAAGGGGAAAAUAAAAUCAUUCUAUCCGAGCCAUAUUAUGGGGCAUAUUAUAGAAAUUUGUCAUUCUACAUGGAUCAGCUAGAACACAAACAUAAGAUCUAUGUGUGUGUUAGGGUGCUCUACACUACAGCUACUGGCCCUUCACAGUUCCUGGUUCCUUUUCGGUUUGGAGUGUGGUUCAUUCUCUUCUAGCAUUCCCUGUAAUCAUAUUUUAAGCCAUAUUUUUGGGGUUAGCUUCUCAACUUGGAAGGUGGUUUGUUUUUUUCCUACAAUAAUUAGAAGAUAAACAUUGUCAAAGCACAUGUUAUUUGGGUUGGGUUAUAGAGCUAUGUACAAGCAAACUCUUGUAAGCAGGCCAUGGAGUAUGUGCAAUGCCUAUUUGGAUUGAAGUCUUCAAUGCUUCUGCAUUAUAUGAUUCAUAAGCUAAUCAAUUUGGAAAUACCUGAUUUUAA